Molecule: messenger RNA, 381 nt
Organism: Raphanus sativus (radish)
Lineage: Eukaryota; Viridiplantae; Streptophyta; Magnoliopsida; Brassicales; Brassicaceae
Product: agamous-like MADS-box protein AGL3
Exons: 4
Coding region: 1-381 (126 amino acids)
Biological process (GO): regulation of DNA-templated transcription
Cellular component (GO): nucleus
Molecular function (GO): DNA-binding transcription factor activity
Source: RefSeq, a predicted model, not a curated record
AUGGAUAGCCAUGGAACAAGUUACGGAGAAUGUGAAGAGAGAGAUAGCAAAGUCGAUUGCUGCAGGUUAAGCUCUCACAUGGGAGGUGAUAGGCUCUCGGAUUACGAGGACUACUUGAAGCUCAAAUCAAGAGUAGAGAUCUUACAACAUUCACAACGGCAUUUGCUAGGUGAAGAGAUAGCCGGGAUGGGAGUGGAUGAGCUUGAGCAGCUACAACAUCAAGUAGAUACAUCACUAAGACAGAUAAGAUCCACAAAGUUGGAAGAACGUGAUGGAGCCCAUAAUCAAUCAAUAUUGGGAGCUUCUUCUUCUGUAGAACGUUCCCAACAAUCCAACAUCAUCAACAAUAGCAACAACAGGGCAAGAGUUCUUAUCAAGUAA